Messenger RNA from Raphanus sativus (radish), 591 nucleotides. RefSeq names its product protein RALF-like 15. The transcript has a single exon. The record is from RefSeq and is a predicted model, not a curated record. Bases 120 to 341 code for a protein of 73 amino acids. Lineage: Eukaryota; Viridiplantae; Streptophyta; Magnoliopsida; Brassicales; Brassicaceae.
ACUCCAAAUAAAAUUAAAUAUAUAAAUAAAAUAAAUUGAACUCCUAUCGAGGAUUUCUUUUAUAAAUUUAUUUAUUUAAUUUAUUUGGAAGAUAAAAAAUAAUUAGUAAUAAUACGAGGAUGUCUAAAAAUGUCAAAGUGUUUGUUUCUCUAGUUCUUGUAGUGUUCUUGGCUCUUGCAGCAACCAAUAUUGAAGCAAGAUACAUAAAUUAUGGUGAUCUUAAUGGUGGAGAUCACGCUUUGGCUUGCGAUAAAGCGAAUCCUGGUUCCUGCAAGAAGCAAGAAGUCAAUCAUUACCGCAGAGGAUGCGAGACGGAAGAACGUUGCCGUGGAUCUCGUUGAUUUAUACAGAUGAUAACCGAAGCUCAUGCAUCAAAUUAGUUUCCUGAUUAUUAUAAUAUAUUGACAGGCUUCUAACUUGGAGAACAACUAUUGGUUAAUUUAUACGAAGGCAAUCAUAUUAAUUUGAGAUGAUCAAAUUAAUUUCCUUGUUAUUUAUUUAGUAUUGUUAUUUAUUUAGUCUGUUAUUGGUUUUAUAAUUGAUUUUAACCCAAUGAUGUUAUGAUCAAAUAAAUAUAAAUAUCUUUGUUCC